AUGGCACAAUACAAACAAAGUCCACAAGAAUUGAUCAAAAAUGCAUUUACUCCCCAAAUAGCUGUGAUGUGCACUAGCCUUGCAGAAAAAAGUUGCCAGAAAAAUAACUUGGAUUUUAUAGAGUUGUUACAACCAUUCUGCAAGUUAAACAAUGAUGUUUCAUACAGGGAUCCCAAUGGAACCACACAUGUAGUCAGAAACUUAAAGCUAACAUUUUUGGAUAUAUCAUGGGUACCUCCACAGCCAGCAGUGGCAAGAAAAUUGUUAAACACAUCAGUAAGCAGUGCAUCUGAAAGUAAAAAUACAUCUGUGACAGUUGGAAACUAUAAUUUAGAAAUACCUGCAAGUGCCCCUUGGUUCGAAUCAUGGAGACAUACAUUUUUAAAAGUACAAUAUCCAUCGGACCAUGAAUUCACUAAACAUUUUCUAGCAUGUAUCUUAGUAGUCAGUUCAGCUGACAAAAAUCCAGAUGAAACUUUUGAGAAUAUGAUAAAAAAUUUAAAUCAAGUUCAUAAUAAGGAGCUUGGAAAACUUCCAAAGUGGUUUAACUCAGUGAUCUUGAAAUAUUUUGUAAUUAUACAUGACAACAUAGAGGGAGAGAGUAAUGGUGUUAAUGAGUCAUUUGAUGCAUUGAAGAGAAAACAUGGACCAUCAAAUUGUUUUCUAUUAAAAUUAAAUUCGAGGCCUCCUGGUAGUUCCACAUCAGAACAUUUACCUGAUCCUUGGAACCAGUUCAUAAGUAAUUCACUUGAUGUGGAAGAGUGGGGCCCUAGUGUAGAAAGUAAAUCUAUGAAGUCUUCCUUAGAGAUUGGACAAGAAGCUGACGAAGUUAAGAAUAUAAAUUACCACCCUCUUAGUCCAGUAAAUGAUGGUAUGUUAUUGGUAUUUGGUUUUCAGGAUGAUUUUUUAGUUGAUAUUGAACAACAUCAGAAGAAUGUAGCUAAACCAAAACUAACUCAUGGCCACUGUUUAUCUACAGAGGAUAUAGAACAAGUUAAGUUUCUUAUAUACGAAUUUUCAAAAGGUUGUUUGAUACCAUACAUAGAAAAACAAAUACAUUCCUUAAAUGAAGUAGUUGCUAAUAGGAAAGGGGUCAGUAAAUCAUUAUUCAGUGCUACAAAAAGAUGGUUCACUCAGAAUAAACCUGGUGCUAGUGCAGCAGCUAUUAACAAUCUGGUGUAUUCCCCUGACUCUCCUGAAUUACAGAUAAGGAAAAUGGGCGAUCUGUAUUUUAUGUUGGGUCAAUAUUCUUUAGCUUUCCAAACAUACCAUCUGGCAAAAAGAGAGUACAAUACUGACCAAGCUUGGUUGUAUUAUGCUGGGGCGCUGGAAAUGGCUGCUUUGGCUGCAUUUAUGGCCAAUCAAUCAACCAAAAAGACCUGUGAUUAUAUGGAGGAGAGUAUUACUACUUAUUUAAAUACAUGCAAAAUGCCCCAGUUUGCUACCAGAGCAACGAUUUUAGGAUCUGAAUGUUUGAAAUUUCGAAAAAUGUAUGGAGAAGCAGCUCACCAGUUGAUUAGAAUGAUAGGAGAAGAAUCUGAUUUGCGUUCUGCUUUGCUGCUUGAACAAGCUUCAUAUUGUUUUCUGCAAACUAAAAUGGUCAGAAAAUACGCUUUUCAUAUGGUGUUAGCGGGACAUCGCUUUGCUAAAGCCGCACAACGGAAAUUCUCUUUAAAAUGUUACAAUCAGGCAUAUCAAGUAUACAAAAAUACAGGAUGGGACCUGGCCACUGAUCAUAUACAUUAUACCAUUGGCCGACAAGCAAACAAUUUGCAACAAUUUGAUGAAGCUGUAUCAUCUUUUGCCAAACUUUUAACAGGAGAGAGUAAACAGACUGCCCAGCAGCAAGCUACAUAUUUAAAAGAAUAUAUAACAAUUUUAGGGAAUAAACUCCGACAUGACAAGGAAUCUGAUGUGAUUGCUAGUUUACUUACAAAAGUACCUGUCGCAGAGGAUUCUGGCCAAGAAGUGUGUCCAAUUUUGCCUGUUCCAGAAUUGGAUAUCAAAUCCUUAAGACUUUUAGCAUGUCCUUCACGACCUAUAUCGACGCCUGGAAAAUUAGCAGCUACAGAUAUUACUCUCAAUGAGUCAGACAAUGAUGUAACAGACAGCAAAUGGACAAAGCUUGAGGAAAUGAUUGUUCAUGAAGCGGAAGGUGUAGCACCUUUGAUAUUUAAACCCAUGGUCACAUUGUAUGGUAUACGCCAAUUAGAAAGCUUGAGACCUGUAGCUAUUAUUAACGAACCGAUUCAACUUUCUUUGAAGCUGGUAAAUUCUCUCCAAACACUACUUAAUAUGGCAGAUAUCCAUUUAUUAUGGACCUUUAAGUCAGAAAAUACGCAAAUAAGCAAUGUACCAGGUGUUCAAAAACAUGAUGCUAUUAUUAAAACUUACGUUACAAAAUCAUUAAUCAUCGCAGGAAGUAGUACAGCAGAUAUUAUUCUCUCUCUUAUUCCUUUAUCAGAAGGAACACUGACAAUAAAUAGUUUUUGUUAUACAUUAACCAGUUCAACUGGAAGCACAGGAAGCAGUAGUAUCAAAGGAAGACAAACAAUUAAUAUCCCUGUCUCUAAUCCACAGAAUGCUAGUAAUGAUUCCAGUGAAGAAAGUUCUACCAAACCCUUAGAAAUUGAUAUUGUGCCUCCUGCGCCCUGCCUUCAGGUAUUAUUUGCUGAGUUGAAUACGGACUUUUUAAUGGAUGAAAUACGCCAAGUCAAAGUUACUUUUUGCAAUAAUAGUACUGUACCUCUCCAAAACAUCUACAUAGCAACACCAGUUCCUCAUAUACUUUCCGACGGUGAAGUAAAAGAAGACAUUAGCUGUAACCCAAGUGACCUAAAUAUACCAGCUCUCAGAGACAAAAUGAUUAGGAAACACCAUGUAACAAAAAUUUAUGUAACUGGCAGAAUUUUGUCACCCGGGAAACAAGCAUCCGCAUCUAUCUGGAUUAAGGCGCCCCUUAAAAAAGGAGUUACUAAAGUAGAUUUACUUAUUUAUUAUGAAAACCUGUAUAGCUUUAAUAUUCCUAGGUAUCGGUUGGUGAGGCAUAGUUGGGAUCUAUUGGUUCAGGAAUCCCUAUUGAUCGAUGUGUCAACUCAAGCUAGUCAUAACUCAAAAUCAGUGGAAGAAUUAGUGUUAGCAAUGAAGAUAACAAACUUGAAUAAGACUUACAGCCCUAUAAUGACUGAAAUAAAGUUACUUAAUGUUGGUUUGCUGAGCAAAUAUUGGACAUUGACAAAAGAAGUAGUAAAAACUAAGUAUAUUGUUCUAAAUUCACAGGAAUCAGCGCAUAUUUUACUCAAAGCUAAGAGAUCGGUACAUGAAUCGUCAAAAUAUAGUAAUGUAUCACUGACUAUGGACCAAGAAUUAAUCCAGAGUUUAUCGAGCUCAUUCAUAAAAUUUGCCAGAAAACUUGAAAGACCGUGCCUGACAAUGUAUGAUGACCAUGAAUCUUUUAACUUUAAGGAAAAUAAAGACGGUAUCUUACUUGUACAAUGGCAAGCUAUGGUAUCAGAUGGAAAUAACACUAGAGUAGCAAACGGCCAGACGAGUAUACCUAUAGAAAUCAACCGAAGAGAUGAAGAUGUGAUUCAAAUGGAACGAAUUCUCUCAGAUACCUUCAUACACGUUUGUGAUAAAACUAUAUUAGAAGAGGAAAAAGCUCAAAAUACCCAGAAGCAAGUUUCCUAUAAUUUAGUUUACCCUGCCUUUGUUUCCCAUAACUUUUUAGAAAAGGGAAUUUGUUUAGUACCUGUAAAAAUCCUAUUGCACAGUAUUGUCGACGAUAAAAUCCUUGAUGUCUUUGUAAAUACCACGGAACCGAGUGUAACGCAGCCUGAGAUUAAUAAAUCGAGUUUAUUUUGCACCUAUGCUUCCAGUAAUUUCUGUUGGUUGGGAAAUAGUAAAAACCUCAGAACUUUACACCCUCUGACAACCGAAAGUAUUUUGUUAACAGCUGCUGUUUCUGGCCAGGUACCUUUGACAUAGGUACAUAUAUAGAGGUAUUCUGUAAAUCAGCAGGUCAAACCGAAGAAUAUGUGUUACAGUCUUGUCAAAUUCACCCAACUUUAGUUGUAAAAAGUAUAUAG
This is a messenger RNA of Diabrotica balteata, 4088 nucleotides long. The record is from the annotation of a GenBank genome assembly. Lineage: Eukaryota; Metazoa; Arthropoda; Insecta; Coleoptera; Chrysomelidae.